UCUAGAGGUGCCACUCAGCGCUGAGUAGACUGACCAGAAAGAAGGCGGGUAAGCCACCCAUUACAGAGCGUUCAUUGGCCAAAAAAUAUCACCAACCGACUGGGAAGAUUGCAGAACAGAUGCACAAACCGACAUGCGCGACUACACCCACGUUAAAGGUUCCGGAUUCGGAACUCCCUUCUAAUCAUCUCAUUAUCCUAUGCCGUCUGUGGACACAGGGAUUUACUACCGCUAAGAAAGAAGUUUAAAACAGUGUUCUUGUGGUAUCAGUACUCACAGUACACACACUUCAAUAUGAAAGCUAUUUUGAUUAUAUUGGAAUUAUUCAACCUUCAUAUGGCUAUCGUAUACACUGCCAAUGGUCUCACAAAAUUGACAAGAAGAGCGACAGAAGACGGCAAACUCUUUGUCCUUGCAAAGCGGAAUGGCGCCAGUUGUGUGUCCGUAGACAGCGUCGAGCCUUGUCCUUUGACUUGGAAACUCAGUUCAUACGCAUCGAAGAUGUACCGCCACCGAGCUGAAAAUGUUAACAACACGUUAUAUAUGCUGACGACGAUUCUAUCAGCUAGCGAUGAUUGUAGAGAUGCUAUGAAAAAGACAUUGUGCGCUGUAGCCACUCCCAAAUGCUUGGCAGAUGGCAGUCAGGAAUACGAAGAUACCGCCAGUGUCUGCCCGAAGAUUUACUCAACAUGUCCAGCAACCCUCGGCGAGAUCUACAAGAAACAGAAGUUCUGUGAUAAGGUACCCUCAGGACGCAUAGCAAAGCCAACGUGCGUCGCUCCUCCAGAAAUGAAAGGACACUGCCCACAACCAAAGUACAAGAUGCCAAGUGAUGCCUUAAUCGUUUACAAAAUGACAACUGCAGAUGACGGUUGGGUGGAAAGUCUUCCAAAAGACAACGUCCCUUCUGAAUGUAUAUCUCGAAUGACCAGGUUACAGUGUAUGCCAGUUUACUGCUCUGAAGAUGAAAAAUAUCUGCUUACGGAGUUCACAAAGGACGAGUGCAAUGCUCUCGUAAAUACAUGUUUUAAGCAAUCUCCCGUAGAGCUGAAAAUGAAAGCGGCAUGCAACUUUUACCCAGGUGGUCCUAAUGUAACCAAAGCAGCGGUACCACCCACAGUUAGAUCGGCAGCCAUUAAUGGCCUUCAACGACUUGAUUGUGUUGCGAUGGUAUUUACUGUUGGAUUGACCAUCGCUCUGAAAUGGUUGCAGUAAUGGCGACCACACCGAACACGAUUGUCAAGGAACUUUACUGUAACGACUUUAGUUGGACUUGUACGCGAAGCUGCCAACAAUAAGCUAAAUACUAGAUCUUAAAUCACCAGUUAUAAUGUCUUUGUUUUUAUUCGAUUUACCAUCCAAUAAAAAUAGAUUCAAAUAAAUUACACUCUAGUUCUAUUUACACACGUGUAAUUUUCCUAAGGAGUCCUGAGGCUUUACGUUUUGAAUGCUAUAAAUGAUGCAAUAAUUUUGUCGCCUAAGGGGCUGUUUACAUGAGCCCGGUUACCCGAGAUUCAACGAAGCGUGAGAGGACUUUGAGGUAUUGAAAUA
Messenger RNA from Dendronephthya gigantea, 1551 nucleotides. RefSeq lists its product as uncharacterized. Lineage: Eukaryota; Metazoa; Cnidaria; Anthozoa; Malacalcyonacea; Nephtheidae. The transcript is spliced from 3 exons. The coding region runs from base 295 to 1215 and encodes 306 amino acids. The record is from RefSeq and is a predicted model, not a curated record. Gene Ontology annotation, molecular function: protein binding.